This is a messenger RNA of Emiliania huxleyi CCMP1516, 1176 nucleotides long. RefSeq lists its product as hypothetical. The record is from RefSeq and is a predicted model, not a curated record. The transcript has 6 exons. Lineage: Eukaryota; Haptophyta; Isochrysidales; Noelaerhabdaceae. The annotation marks the transcript as partial.
CCUCGGCGUUCCUCAAGCGACAUCGGCUAGACCAUCAGAUCCGCUUGGCGACCAGCGCACCGACGACCCAGCAUCACGGCACCGACCGCCGCCAUGCAUUCAACCGGCGCGCCGCAGGCUGAGAGCAUGAACCGCUCCGAGCCGCCGCGACUGACAGCGGGGCAGGCCACGGUCCCGAGCCCCGCCGAGCCAGUCAUGCCGAUGACGUACCAGAAGCUCCUCGCCGGUGAGAAUGGCCAUGGCACCUCUCGUGUCCCCUCGACCGCGCAGUUCUUCGCUCCCGGAAAGGACGACUGCGGCGGCUCCGGCUCUUGCGGACCGGGAGGACCGUGCCCAGCCCGGUUCUUGUGCAACGACUUAUGCGUGCUGGCGUGCUCUCCCUCGCCGCUCUGGUGCUGCACCCACAACGUCGUCUGCUGCGCCACAUACCACUGGUUCUCCGGCGCCUCUCGAGGCGUGUUUACCGGCUGCGGCCCCUCGGUGCCCUGCAACCCCUGCUUCGCCCUUCCCUUCCAGUGCUGCUCCUCGACGCCAGCGGUGCAGUGCGGGUUCCCGCUCGAGUUCGCCUGCUGCUGCGCCCCCGCCGACGACCGCUGCUCCGCCCUCCUCUUCCAAACGCAGCACCUCCUCGUCGCCGCCGCCGAGCCGGCGCAGGUCCUCUUCCCGCGCGGCAUGAAGUACCCGCGCUCCUCGACCUCGCGGCCCUCGUCGCGGGGCGUAUCUCUCGCGGACGAGGCCAUCUACGGCCAGCGACGCAAGAGCGAGGCGCCGCGCGUGCCGAGGCAGCUGUUGCUCUGCGGCCGCUGGACAUGCACCUCGCAUUCGAGGUACGAGAGCGGUGCCGGGGCGGCCUUCGCCAACCUCACCAACUCGGUGCCGUGCGCCUUUGGCGCCCUCAACGCCUACUACUCCUCGUGCAUCUGGCCGAGCGUGCAGUGGACGCCGGCCGCCGAUGCCGUCGGCAGGCCGAGCCGCUCGAUGGUGCAACCGACGGGGUCGUGGUGGUGCGACGGCGCCUCGGGCUGGGGCGGCCUCUGGGUCUACCCCCGCCGCUGCGCCUUCACCGGCCGCCCCUUUACCGAGCUCCCGACGCCGCACGGCGCGCGAGACAGCCGGGGCAGGCCGCUGGCCUCGAACGUGCACGAAGGGUCGCCGGUUGGCAACUCGUCGCCUGCG